AUGAACGGAGUGGUGGCCGCACUGGAAGAAAUGCCGCCGGUGACGCGGUUCUACACUGGAGCAUGCGUACUCCUGACAACCGCUGUGCACCUCGAGUUCGUGACACCAUUCCAUCUGUACUUUAACUGGGAACUCAUCGUCCGAAAAUAUCAAUUCUGGCGUCUCAUCACCUCAUUCUGUUUCUUCGGAUCAUUCGGCUUCUCAUUUUUAUUCAAUAUGAUAUUCACUUAUCGAUACUGUAUGAUGUUGGAGGAGGGAUCUUUCAGAGGAAGACGCGCUGAUUUCGUCUAUAUGUUCCUGUUUGGUGGAGUCUUAAUGAUUCUCUCUGGAAUAUUCGUCCAGGUGCUCUUCCUCGGUCAGGCGUUCACAAUCAUGCUGGUCUACAUCUGGAGUCGUCGAAAUCCGAAUAUUCAGAUGAAUUUCUUCGGUGUCCUCACGUUCACUGCCCCCUAUCUCCCAUGGGUUCUUCUCCUUUUCUCACUUCUUCUUGGAAAUAACGCUGUCGUCGAUUUUAUGGGAAUCGCGUGUGGUCACAUCUACUUCUUCCUCGAAGACGUCUUCCCAUUCCAAGAGCACGGUCGUCGAUUCCUGAAGACUCCCCAAUGGUUGUGUUAUCUUUUUGACGAGAGACGUCCGGAACCACUGGCCGAAGACGAGAGACCCGGCGGAUUCGAGUGGGGAAUCGAGGACGCCGAGGGGGCGGAGCCACAGAAUAAUUAG
Molecule: messenger RNA, 720 nt
Organism: Caenorhabditis remanei
Lineage: Eukaryota; Metazoa; Nematoda; Chromadorea; Rhabditida; Rhabditidae
Exons: 4
Coding region: 1-720 (239 amino acids)
Biological process (GO): endoplasmic reticulum unfolded protein response
Cellular component (GO): Hrd1p ubiquitin ligase ERAD-L complex; endoplasmic reticulum membrane
Molecular function (GO): ubiquitin-specific protease binding; misfolded protein binding
Source: RefSeq, a predicted model, not a curated record